Molecule: messenger RNA, 612 nt
Organism: Pisolithus orientalis
Lineage: Eukaryota; Fungi; Basidiomycota; Agaricomycetes; Boletales; Pisolithaceae
Product: GNAT domain-containing protein
Exons: 5
Coding region: 1-612 (203 amino acids)
Biological process (GO): protein acetylation
Molecular function (GO): N-acetyltransferase activity
Source: RefSeq, a predicted model, not a curated record
AUGAUCACAGACGCUGUGAUUGAAGGGGACAAGGUCGUUCUGGUACCAUACAGAAAUGAACAUGUCGAGAAAUACCACCAAUGGAUGUCUGAUCCAAGGUUACUAAAGCUGACCGCGAGCGAGCCUCUCACACUCGGGGAAGAGUACGAGAUGCAGAAGAAAUGGAGAGAAGAUCCUGACAAAUUGACUUUCAUCAUACUGGCUGUGGAAAGGAAAGGAGAUCCAUCGGAUUACCCAAUGGUUGGCGACGUGAAUUUGUUCUUAAAAGGUCAUCCAAGCGACGAGGACUUCGAAGCCGAAGUCGAGAUAAUGAUUGCAGGCACCGAUUACCGCAGGCAGGGGCUUGCAGUUGAGGCUUUACGACUCAUGUUGACCUAUGCGACCGGAUUGCCCAGCGCCUUCAUGUGUCCGCCACUGUCACGGUCAGUUCCUCCGCCACCAAAACCGCUUCCCAUACCACCACAAAGUCUGGUCGCAAGAGUCGCCCAGGAUAAUCGACCAAGCAUCUCUUUGUUCGAGAAGCUUCAAUUCUCGGCAGUCCGGGUUGUGCACGUUUUCGGCGAGGUAGAAAUGCGGUUCGGUGGCGGUGGGGUACCUAUAUACGACAAGUAA